AUGCCAUCUUUUCCCAUCCUGAACAGCUUUGGGAAGCUGUGUGGCUCGGGCGAUGAACUGGUGCUGGAAAAAGUGAAAUUUCGAAAUUCAGUCAAAAGGAUGUCAGUAAUUGAGGAUGGGGACAUUGCAGAGGUCUUGUAUCUCAUUCCCAAGCAGAGCUUCCUGAAGAAACUGCCCUACUUGAAUCCAGAUGACUACUACUUGUGUGAGCAGUUAUUUGACACCCCUGAGCAUCUGGUGGCCCAUCCUCAGGAGCCCCACCACCCCUCGGAAAAGCCGGUCAUCCACUGCCAUAAAUGCGGGGAGCCUUGUAAAGGUGAAGUGCUCCGUGUUCAAGCCAGACACUUCCACAUCAAAUGCUUCACCUGCAAAGUGUGUGGCUGUGACCUGGCCCAAGGAGGCUUUUUCAUUAAGAAUGGAGAAUAUCUCUGCACCUUGGAUUACCAGCGCAUGUACGGCACCCGCUGCAAYGGCUGCGGGGAGUUCGUGGAAGGCGAAGUUGUGACUGCUCUGGGAAAAACCUAUCACCCAAGCUGCUUUGCCUGUACUGUGUGCAAGCGUCCAUUUCCACCGGGAGAUCGAGUUACCUUUAAUGGAAGGGACUGUCUCUGUCAGAUGUGUGCUCAGCCCAUGGCCUCCAGCCCACGAGAACUGUCUGCCUCAAGCAAUUGUGCCGGCUGUGGAAGAGACAUAAAAAAUGGACAAGCACUGCUAGCCCUGGACAAGCAGUGGCACCUGGGGUGCUUUAAGUGCAAGGCCUGUGGGAAGGUCCUAACUGGGGAAUACAUCAGCAAAGAUGGUGCUCCUUAUUGUGAAAAGGACUACCAAGUUCUUUUUGGAGUCAAGUGUGAAGCAUGUCACCAGUUCAUUACUGGGAAAGUCCUAGAGGCAGGUGACAAGCAUUAUCAUCCAAGCUGUGCACGAUGCAGCAGAUGCAACCAAAUGUUCACAGAAGGAGAAGAAAUGUAUCUGCAAGGUUCCACUGUCUGGCAUCCCGACUGUAAGCAAUCCACCAAGACUGAAGAGAAGCUCCGGCCUACAAGAACAUCAUCAGAAAGCAUUUAUUCCAGACCAGGUUCCAGUAUACCUGGCUCUCCAGGCCACACUAUCUAUGCAAAAGUAGACAAUGAAAUCCUUGAUUACAAGGAUUUAGCAGCCAUUCCCAAAGUCAAGGCCAUUUAUGACAUUGAACGUCCAGACCUAAUUACUUAUGAGCCAUUCUACACUUCCGCCUACGAGGACAGACAGGAGAGACAGAGUCUUGGAGAGUCUCCAAGGACAUUAUCACCUACCCCUUCUGCAGAAGGCUACCAGGACCUUCGGGACCGCAUGAUUCACAGGUCAACCAGCCAGGGCUCCAUUAACUCSCCCGUGUACAGUCGGCACAGCUACACCCCCACCAUGUCACGUUCCCCCCAGCAUUUCCACAGACCUGGCAAUGAGCCGUCCAGCGGUCGGAACUCCCCUGUCCCCUAUCGGCCUGACAGUCGCCCUCUCACUCCAACUUACGCUCAGGCCCCUAAACAUUUCCAUGUUCCAGAUCAAGGUGUCAACAUUUACAGGAAACCGCCAAUCUACAAACAACACGCUAAGUUCCCUGAUUGCCAUCUAGAUGCAGCUGCCUUGGCAGCACAGAGCAAGUCCUCCGAGGAUAUCAUCAAGUCCUCCAAGUUCCCAGCAGCUCAUGCACCAGCACCCAACGAGAUACCAAAGAUUGAGACUGACCACUGGCCAGGCCCUCCCUCCCUGGCUGCCAUAGGAGCUGACAUGAGACGCAGAUCAAGUGGGAGGGAGGAAGAUGAUGAGGAGCUGCAGAGACGCCGGCAGCUGCAGGAGGAGCAGCUCAUGAAGCUCAACUCUGGUCUGGGACAGUUAAUACUGAAGGAAGAGAUGGAGAAGGAGAGUCGGGGUAGGUCAGCCCUUUCUGCCAGUCGUUACGAUUCUCCAGCAGCACAUGCUUCAGCCUCCAAAACCUCUUCUCUCCCUGGGUAUGGAAAAAAUGGACUUCACAGGCCGGUCUCUACGGAUUUUGGUCAGUACAACAGUUAUGGGGAUGUGAGUGGUGCUGUUAGAGAUUUCCAGGUAGAGUACGGGUUUUCAUCAAUCAACUGACAACAGAACUUAAAGCAGCUACUUGUUCAACUCUGAAUUUCUGCUACAGGGAAGGGUUUUCUUAAGACAAUAGCUUUGGUUUUCCUGCAUGUUUAAGCAUAAUCACCAAUGUAGAUYCUUAUCAACAAAAAACAGGCACAGCCUCGGAUUCCUCCUUGUUACCUCCCCAGAGCUGAGUUGAGACAGCUCACACCAGUUCUGUGACUUGCUCUGUAAAAUCCACUGUCUGUUCAUAUAUGAGUUAUCUGUAACAGUCUUUGGACAUGUGAGGGUGGAUUUAUUUCCAGCCUCUCUGGUACUGACCCCAGAGACACACAGAAAGUCUCUUCUGGAGGCAAUUUUCUCUCAUACCAGGAGUUUGAACUCCUCAUUUUUACCCUGGAAUUUGCUCUCCAGACAAGAUGGCUGAUGAGUAGUUUUCUACAGUGCUGCCAUCAUAAAUGGGCCAGAAAGAGGUGUGCUUGCAAAUAGAAAUCUUUUUACUUCAAUUACUGCCUGCAGGGUUUUUUUUCAGAAUGGUUUGAGUCUGCCUGGCUCCUCAGCACAAUCACAAUAUGAAAUGGCGAUUUAAGGAAGAGUUUAAUUACUUGGGAUAAUUUUGUUAAUGGCAUAUCAAAAUCAUGAUGAUUGGAAAGAKAAUAAGAUUAUGGGAGGAGAGCAGAGCUGUCCGUGUAUUGUGCUCCAAAUGUUACUUCCUUAAAAACAGUACCUGUGUCAAAUCAGCACCUUUUUACCUUAUCCCUGUUUGUGUUCACUGCAAAAAUUUCCCAUUGAAGAGACAAAAAAAAUAGAAGUCCCUCAGCUGAUACAGUAAAUUACAGGAAGGAAAGCCCAGCUUUCUGUGCUGUUGGGUGGGAUCUGAAUUAAUGCUAGAGAAGAGCUAGAGAAGACUUUUACCCAGUUCCUGGGGUGGGAGAGGGCCCUCCACUGUCUUGGGGUGCCCGGGUCCCCCWGGAAGGUGAUGCUCAGUGGGAGCUGUCACCAAC
Molecule: messenger RNA, 3098 nt
Organism: Malurus melanocephalus (red-backed fairy wren)
Lineage: Eukaryota; Metazoa; Chordata; Aves; Passeriformes; Maluridae
Gene: ABLIM1
Product: actin binding LIM protein 1
Exons: 20
Coding region: 1-2112 (703 amino acids)
Biological process (GO): cytoskeleton organization; lamellipodium assembly; cilium assembly
Cellular component (GO): actin cytoskeleton; stress fiber
Molecular function (GO): actin filament binding
Source: RefSeq, a predicted model, not a curated record